Messenger RNA from Nematostella vectensis (starlet sea anemone), 1136 nucleotides. Its product is annotated as ficolin-2. The coding region runs from base 49 to 981 and encodes 310 amino acids. The transcript has 3 exons. NCBI's taxonomy places the organism in Eukaryota, Metazoa, Cnidaria, Anthozoa, Actiniaria, Edwardsiidae. The record is from RefSeq and is a predicted model, not a curated record.
UACAAUCAUCUGCUCAUUUUCAACAGCUUACAAAAUGCGCUAACCAAAAUGUCUACAACAAAAGCGAUGAUCAUUUUUCAAUUCUAUCUCGUUUCAGUUUUCUCGUUGGUCACGUUGGUUUCGUUGGUUUAUGCUACUGGUCAUGAAAGUCAGUCUGGCUUGUUCACGGUUCAUCCAUCUAGACAUUCCCUAAAAACAGUGUUGAAAGCAGUACAAGUUGUUGACGACUUCGGGUGCAUAGCCGAGUGUUCUCGCGCAAAGGAGUCAUGUUCAGCCGUGAAUUUUCACAAACGCAAGUCGCCGGACGGCAAGUUCCUGUGCCAACUGCUGGCUGAUCGUGGUGACAAGACGGCUUUAAUCGAGCAAGACGACAAUUACGAUUUUAUUCGAAUGGAAAAGCAGUUUGCCGAUACAACGCACGAUAAUGAUACGGGUUUCGACCUUGGUACUGGGGGAAAAGGUUGGACUGUCGCUCAGAGGCGCGUGGACGGCUCGGUAAAUUUUGAUCGUCCCUGGGUCGAGUACAAGCAGGGGUUUGGUAACAAGGAAGGGGAGUUCUGGUUAGGGCUGGAGAAGAUACACGCUAUGACGUCACAGAGGCGGUACCGACUGCGAUUCGACAUGGAGGACUUCGAGGGUAACACGAGCUACGCCGAGUACGAUGACUUCAAAGUCGCAGAUGAGCCGAACUAUUAUCGAUUGGAAGCUAUUGGAAACUAUACAGGAGAUGCUGGCGACAGCUUGAGGCUUAAUCUCGGUCAUAAUUUUACAACUAAAGACUUUGAUAACGAUGACUUUUGUGGUGCAAACUGUGCAAUGAUGAAGAAAGGGGGCUGGUGGUUUACAAACUGUACAGACGCCAGCCCUAAUGGUGAAUACUCAACGGCAGCAAAGGAUGUGUUACAGGAUGGCAUGUAUUGGAGGGCCUGGCGCAAUUGGCAGGCUUUACGGAAAAUAUCAAUGAAAAUGCGACCAUUCUAGUGCAAAAGAAGUGAACUAUCAAAAAUACUAGAAGUAAGUGACUAAAUACACUUUUUAUCAAGAUAGAAAAAACAUAUUUAAGUGAAAUUUCUUGUGAUAGCUGACAAUAACGACACCUUUGUCCCAUCUAAAUAAAUAAAAGAAGAAUAACCCGG